ACGCGCGCGCGUGCACUGGGUUGCGCGCGCCCGCGCCCUGGCGGGAGCGCGCGCGCGCGCGAACUGCAACUAAGUGGAAGUCGUCGGGACUCGGGAGAGGAAUGGCGGCGUCUCGGCUCCUCUUGCUGUUUCUCCCCGGUUUGCUCCUCGUGUGGAAUGAUUGUCGCGGAGCAACGCUCGCGGGCAACAGGAGGAACAACCAGGAACGAUGUGGCUUCAAGAUGCAGCCCGGGGCCGACGGAGGUCGCAAGUUGGCCGUCACGCUCAGAAGCGAUAACUGCUCGUUGAACACUCCGUCGGGCAAGCACGUCAUCCACGAGGUGGCCAACGUCUCCUUCACGCAUCUGGCCUGCGACGACCAAGCCGGUGUGGUCGUCCAUUGGUCUGCCAGUCCGCUAGGAAUCGAACACAUCAAAGGCUUCCGGGUGUAUCUGGAGGACAAGAACCCCGACGGCAAACGCUGCCAACAUCUCGUCCUCAAAGACCCGCGCCAGCUCAACUUCUCCUACAAGAACACGAAGCUGAGCAGCCAGCCGUUCGGCGGCCUGAGCUUCGACACGGACUACAUGGUCCGCGUGGUUCCGUUCCCCACGCUGAUGAACGACAGCUUCUUCCCGCCGUCGUUCCUCAGGACGAACUCCUGUGAAGUCCUGCUGGGCUCUGAAAACCUGGUCUGUAAACCAUUCUGGAAGCCGAAGACGCUGAGCGUGUCCCAGGUGGGCUCCAAGCUCCACGUGAGCUUCGAGCAGGCCCCACCCUCCUUCGCCUUCCACCUCUACUACGUUUACUACAAGCUGCGGCAGGACGGACCCUUCAGACUGCAGCGCUGCAAGCCCGAGGGGAACCUGCUGAAGACCACCUGCGUCCUCCAGGACGUCACUCCGGGGACGUACACCAUCGAGUUACGAGAUGAAAGAAACACCACCAGGAGGCAGACUCAGUACUACGUAAGCCAAGUGCACUCCCCGUGGGCGGGGCCCAUCCGCGCCAUGGCCAUCACGGUGCCGCUGGUCAUCAUGUCGGCCUUCGCCACGCUCUUCACCGUCAUGUGCCGCAAGAAGCAGCAAGAAAACAUCUACAGCCAGCUGGACGAGGAGAGCAGCGAGUCGUCCAAUCAGAGCGCGGCGUCCAGCGCCGACAGGCCGCGGCCCCGCCCCAAAGUCUUCGUCUGCUACUCGGACCGAGACGGGCCCGAGCACGCCGGCGUCAUCCAGAGCUUCGCGUACUUCCUUCAGGACUUCUGCGGCUGCGAGGUGGUGCUGGACCUGUGGGAACAUCUGGAGAUGUGCCGGGAAGGUCCGAUGUCGUGGCUCAGCAGGCAGCUGGACGAGGCCAACUUCAUCAUAACAGUCUGCUCCAAAGGACUGCGUUACUUUGUGGAGAGGAAGAGCCGCAGAGGAAAGACGCCGGUGGGUCGUCGUGGCAACGGCGACGUCAGCUGCCCGUCGGCGGGGUCCGGCGGCGGCGACCUGUUCGUGGCGAGCGUGGCCAUGAUCGGCGAGAAGUUGCGGCAGGCCAACCGGAAGGAGAAGGAGGACGAGGGGCGGGGCAAAGCCGGCGACCUGCGGCGGUUCGCCGCAGUCUAUUUCGACUACUCCACCGAGAACGACAUUCCCGCCGUGCUCAGUCUGGCGCCCAGGUUCAAGCUGAUGGACCAGCUGCCCCAGCUGUUGGCCCGCCUCCACUCGGGCCAGGCGGGUCCAUCCCAGCACGAGUCUCAGCCCCUCAACGUGUCUCGGAGGAACUAUUUCCGGAGCAAGUCGGGCCGCUCGCUUUACGUGGCCAUCUGCAACAUGCACCAGCGCGUCAGCCAAAACCCCGACCGGCUCCACAAGCACUCCGCUUCCCGUUCCUCCUCGCUGCCGCCUCCUCCUCCUCCGUUUCCCGCCGCUCAGGUUACCUCGCCGGACAGCGGCCUGGUUCUGAACCGGGUGCUGGCGAGGACGCCCGACAGCGGCGAGGGGACGGCCACGAAGAACGCGGUCUCGCCGGCCGCCGCCUCCUCUGUCAGCAUCAACCUUAGCCUCCGAUCCAGCCCGAGUCAGAGUCCACUUCCUAGUCCUGCUCCAGUCCUUCCUCGGGGUUCUCCGUCCAAGCUGGAAUACGCGUCCAGAACGUCGUCCGCGACCCCCCCGGAGGAGGCGGCAAAUCCGCCUCGCAUCAGUCAAGACGAGGACGGCGAGGAGGCCCCGCCCCCGCAGGACGCCUCGGACCGGCCAGCUCGUCCCGAGCCGCCGCCCCCGCGCGACUCCGGCAUCUACGAGUCGUCGGUGCCGUCGUCCGAGUUGUCCAUCCCCUUGAUGGAAGGCCUGUCGCACGAGCGGGCCGACUCGUCCUCCCUGGCGGAGAGCGAGUCGUCCUCGUCCGGUUUGGGUGACGAGGAGCCGCCGGUCGUCACGUCGCUGGGCUGCGGCGCCUCCGAGGUCCGGAAAGCGGAGCUGCGCCGCUCGGAGCCCGACGCUGGACCGGAAACGGCCGUCUCGCUGUAACCUGCGGAAUUGUCCAAUCAACCUUGGGGGGGUGUCGUAACCGUGGUAACCAGUGUCAAGGACUACGCCAGUGGAAUAUGGGGUCACCGGCGCCAGGAACAUUUGCGAUUUCACGGCAUUUUAAGUAUUUCGCUGCCUGAAGGGAGCUCGUGGAUAUUUGGCACGCAGGCACUUUUUCCCCACCCCCCAAAAUUGUUUUCGUGGGAUGCCGCUGCCGGAACCAUUCCUCAUUUUUUGUCUGAUGUAUGAAGAUUAGAAGUUGUUUUUCAACAUUUGAAGACAUGUUGCUGACUUGAUAGCAUUUCAACUGAAACUUUUUUUUUUCUUCUUAUUUUCCCCAAGGGACACUAAAAAUUGAUUUUAGAAAAUGGAGGGGAAAAAAAGGGACAGCAUUUCCCAAUUGUAUAUAGAUUUUUUUUUUUUUUUUUUUUUACAUUUUUGCUGGAAGUGUUUACUUUUUAUAUAUAUUUUUUCUCUGCAUUGUCUCAAUGUACUGUUUUAUAGUACCUUAAUGUAGGAAAUUAAAAAAUUCUAACUUGU
This is a messenger RNA of Syngnathoides biaculeatus (alligator pipefish), 3029 nucleotides long. RefSeq names its product interleukin 17 receptor D (gene il17rd). Gene Ontology annotation, molecular function: interleukin-17 receptor activity. NCBI's taxonomy places the organism in Eukaryota, Metazoa, Chordata, Actinopteri, Syngnathiformes, Syngnathidae. Bases 102 to 2489 code for a protein of 795 amino acids. The record is from RefSeq and is a predicted model, not a curated record. The transcript has 16 exons.